Messenger RNA from Drosophila novamexicana, 8903 nucleotides. RefSeq names its product serine-rich adhesin for platelets. The record is from RefSeq and is a predicted model, not a curated record. NCBI's taxonomy places the organism in Eukaryota, Metazoa, Arthropoda, Insecta, Diptera, Drosophilidae. Bases 1 to 8805 code for a protein of 2934 amino acids. The transcript has a single exon.
AUGCGUAUAUUUUGUAUCGCCCUCUUGGGCACCUUCGUGGCACUCGCAUCCGGUGCUCACAUUCAUACGGAGACUGCAGUGAGCACCGAGGCGGUGAAGCCGAAGCCAGGAACUACCGGUCCUUGUUGUGAAAGUGUGAGACAAACUCUCCUAGAUAUUCGGAAAGAUAUUCGCUUGUGGCUCUUGGAUAGACUCUUCGGUAAAUUAAUACUUAUACACGAUGGUGAACUUGACGGAAAUCAUAAUCAUGUGAACUGUGCAAAUAAUCGGAUAACAUCAACAGCUGACGUUUUAGGAGCUCAGCAAAAUAACGUUCAAUUUGAUUCAAUCAUAAACGAUAUUAGAAAGACUAUUCCGCAUAAUCACAGAUCCUCGGGCCGUGUUGAUAAAAUAAUUAAGAGUGAAACCAAAAACCAAUCUAGUUCAAGCUCAAGUACAACUACGACAUCGUCUGGUGGAGACUCCUCAAAAUCCGGCUCAACUACAAUCUCUGAGGAAAGUAGUUCAUCGGUGGAUCCCGUCGUAGAAGAGAGUUCCGGCGAGACUAACACUGUUGUUGAAACCGGAAACAAUGUUGAAUCUGCAUCCUCCUCGAACACGAUCACUUCUUCGGAUGAAUCGAGUCAGUCUAGCUCAACAUCAGGUGAAGACACUGUUGUUGGCGGCGGAGACUCACAGCAAUCUGGCUCAACCACGACAACGACAACCUCUGAAGAAUCUAGUGCAUCGGUGGAUCCCGUCGUAGAAGAUAGUUCCGGCGAGACGAACACUGUUGUUGAAACCGCCAACAAUGUUGAAUCUGGAUCCUCCUCGAACACGAUCACCUCUUCGGAUGAAUCGAGUCAGUCUAGCUCAACAUCAGGUGAAGACACUGUUGUUGGAGGCGGAGACUCACAGCAAUCUGGCUCAACCACGACAACCUCUGAGGAAACCAUUUCAUCGGUGGAUCCCGUCGUAGAAGAGAGUUCCGGCGAGACUAACACUCUUGUUGAAACCGGCAACAAUGUUGAAUCUGGAUCCUCCACGAACACUAUCACAUCUUCGCAUGAAUCAAGUCAGUCUAGUUCAACUUCAACAUCAGGAGGCGACAAUGUUGUUGGAGGUGGAGAUUCACAGCAAUUUGGUUCAACAACCACGACAACCUCUGAGGAAACCAUUUCAUCGGUGGAUCCCGUUUUAGAAGAAAGUUCCGGCGAGACUAACACUGUUGUUGAAACCGGCAACAAUGUUGAAUCUGGAUCCUCCUCAAACACGAUCACCUCUUCGGAAGAAGCGAAUCAGUCUAGUUCAACAUCAACAUCAGGAGGCGACACUGUAGUUGGAGGUGGAGACUCACAGCAAUCUAGCUCAUCCACGACAACGACAAUCUCUGAGGAAAGUAGUUCAUCGGUGGAUCCCGUCGUAGAAGAGAGUUCCGGCGAGACUAACACUGUUGUUGAAACCGGAAACAAUGUUGAAUCUGCAUCCUCCUCGAACACGAUCACUUCUUCGGAUGAAUCGAGUCAGUCUAGCUCAACAUCAGGUGAAGAUACUGUUGUUGGAGGUGGAGACCUACAGCAAUCUAGCUCAACUACGACCACGACAACCUCUGAGGAAACCAUUUCAUCGGUGGAUCCCGUCGUAGAAGAGAGUUCCAGCCAGACUAACAUUGUUGUUGAAACCGGAAACAGUAUUGAAUCCGGAUCCUCCUCGAACACGAUCACCUCUUCGAAUGAAUCGAGUCAGUCUAGCUCAACAUCAGGUGAAGAUACUGUUGUUGGAGGUGGAGACUCACAGCAAUCUGGCUCAACAACCACGACAACCUCUGAGGAAACCAUUUCAUCGGUGGAUCCCGUCGUAGAAGAGAGUUCCAGCCAGACUGACACUGUUGUUGACACCGGUAACAAUGUUGAAUCUGGAUCCUCCGCAAACACGAUCACAUCUUCGGAUGAAUCGAGUCAGUCUAGCUCAACAUCAGGUGAAGACACUGUUGUUGGAGGCGGAGACUCACAGCAAUCUGGCUCAACCAAGACAACCUCUGAGGAAACCAUUUCAUCAGUUGAUCCCGUCUUAGAAGAAAGUUCCGGCGAGACUAACACUGUUGUUGAAACCGGCGACAAUGUUGAACCUGGAUCCUCCUCAAACACGAUCACCUCUUCGGAAGAAACGAAUCAGUCUAGUUCAACAUCAGGAGGCGACACUGUUGUUGGAGGUGGAGACUCACAGCAAUCUAGCUCAUCCACGACAACGACAACCUCUGAAGAAUCUAGUGCAUCGGUGGAUCCCGUCGUAGAAGAGAGUUCCGGCGAGACUAACACUGUUGUUGAAACCGGCAACAAUGUUGAAUCUGGAUCCUCCACGAACACGAUCACUUCUUCGGAUGAAUCGAGUCAGUCUAGCUUAACAUCAGGUGAAGACACUGUUGUUGGCGGCGGAGACUCACAGCAAUCUGGCUCAACCACGACAACGACAACCUCUGAAGAAUCUAAUGCAUCGGUGGAUACCGUCGUAGAAGAAAGUUCCGGCGAGACUAACACUGUUGUUGAAACCGGCAACAAUGUUGAAUCUGGAUCCUCCUUGAACACGAUCACUUCUUCGGAUGAAUCGAGUCAGUCUAGCUCAUCAUCAGGUGAAGACACUGUUGUUGGCGGCGGAGACUCACAGCAAUCUGGCUCAACCACGACAACGACAACCUCUGAAGAAUCUAGUGCAUCGGUGGAUCCCGUCGUAGAAGAGAGUUCCGGCGAGACUAACAUUGUUGUUGAAACCGGAAACAGUAUUGAAUCCGGAUCCUCCUCGAACACGAUCACCUCUUCGGAUGAAUCGAGUCAGUCUAGCUCAACAUCAGGUGAAGAUACUGUUGUUGGAGGUGGAGACUCACAGCAAUCUGGCUCAACAACCACGACAACCUCUGAGGAAACCAUUUCAUUGGUGGAUCCCGUCGUAGAAGAGAGUUCCAGCCAGACUGACACUGUUGUUGAAACCGGUAACAAUGUUGAAUCUGGAUCCUCCGCAAACACGAUCACAUCUUCGGAUGAAUCGAGUCAGUCUAGCUCAACAUCAGGUGAAGACACUGUUGUUGGAGGCGGAGACUCACAGCAAUCUGGCUCAACCAAGACAACCUCUGAGGAAACCAUUUCAUCGGUGGAUCCCGUCGUAGAAGAAAGUUCCGGCGAGACUAACACUGUUGUUGAAACCGGCAACAAUGUUGAAUCUGGAUCCUCCUCAAACACGAUCACCUCUUCGGAAGAAACGAAUCAGUCUAGUUCAACAUCAGGAGGCGACACUGUUGUUGGAGGUGGAGACUCACAGCAAUCUGGCUCAUCCACGACCACGACAACCUCUGAAGAAUCUAGUGCAUCGGUGGAUCCCGUCGUAGAAGAGAGUUCCGGCGAGACUAACACUGUUGUUGAAACCGGCAACAAUGUUGAAUCUGGAUCCUCCUCGAACACGAUCACUUCUUCGGAUGAAUCGAGUCAGUCUAGCUCAUCAUCAGGUGCAGACACUGUUGUUGGCGGCGGAGACUCACAGCAAUCUGGCUCAACCACGACAACGACAACCUCUGAAGAAUCUAAUGCAUCGGUGGAUACCGUCGUAGAAGAAAGUUCCGGCGAGACUAACACUGUUGUUGAAACCGGCAACAAUGUUGAAUCUGGAUCCUCCUUGAACACGAUCACUUCUUCGGAUGAAUCGAGUCAGUCUAGCUCAUCAUCAGGUGCAGACACUGUUGUUGGCGGCGGAGACUCACAGCAAUCUGGCUCAACCACGACAACGACAACCUCUGAAGAAUCUAGUGCAUCGGUGGAUCCCGUCGUAGAAGAGAGUUCCGGCGAGACUAACACUGUUGUUGAAACCGGCAACAAUGUUGAAUCUGGAUCCUCCUCGAACACUAUCACUUCUUCGGAUGAAUCGAGUCAGUCUAGCUCAACAUCAGGUGAAGCCACUGUUGUUGGCGGCGGAGACUCACAGCAAUCUGGCUCAACCACGACAACGACAACCUCUGAAGAAUCUAGUGCAUCGGUGGAUCCCGUCGUAGAAGAAAGUUCCGGCGAGACUAACACUGUUGUUGAAACCGGCAACAAUAUUGAAUCUGGAUCCUCCUCGAAAACGAUCACCUCUUCGGAUGAAUCAAGUCAGUCUAGUUUAACAUCAACAUCAGGAGGCGACACUGUUGUUGGAGGUGGAGACUCACAGCAAUCUGGGUCAACCACGACCACGACAACCUCUGAAGAAUCUAGUGCAUCGGUGGAUCCCGUCGUAGAAGAGAGUUCCGGCGAGACUUACACUGUUGUUGGAACCGGCAACAAUAUUGAAUCCGGAUCCUCCUCGAACUCGAUCACCUCUUCGGAUGAAUCGAGUCAGUCUAGCUCAACAUCAGGGGAAGACACUGUUGUUGGAGGUGGAGACUCCCAGCAAUCUGGCUCAACGACCACGACAACCUCUGAGGAAACCAUUUCAUCGGUGGAUCCCGUCGUAGAAGAGAGUUCCAGCCAAACUGACACUGUUGUUGGAACCGGCAACAAUAUUGAAUCCGGAUCCUCCUCGAACACGAUCACCUCUUCGAAUGAAUCGAGUCAGUCUAGCUCAACAUCUGGGGAAGACACUGUUGUUGGAGGUGGGGACUCCCAGCAAUCUGGCUCAACGACCACGACAACCUCUGAGGAAACCAUUUCAUCGGUGGAUCCCGUCGUAGAAGAGAGUUCCGGCGAGACUGACACUGUUGUUGAAACCGGAAACAAUGUUGAAUCUGGAUCCUCCUCGAACACGAUCACAGCUUCGGUUGAAUCAAGUCAGUCUAGUUCAACUUCAACAUCAGGAAGCGACACUGUUGUUGGAGGUGGAGACUCCCAGCAAUCUGGCUCAACGACCACGACAACCUCUGAGGAAACCAUUUCAUCGGUGGAUCCCGUCGUAGAAGAGAGUUCCGGCGAGACUAACACUGUUGUUGAAACCGGAAACAAUGUUGAAUCUGGAUCCUCCUCGAACACGAUCACAGCUUCGGAUGAAUCGAGUCAGUCUAGCUCAACAUCAGGUGAAGACACUGUUGUUGGAGGUGGGGACUCCCAGCAAUCUGGCUCAACGACCACGACAACCUCUGAGGAAACCAUUUCAUCGGUGGAUCCCGUCGUAGAAGAGAGUUCCGGCGAGACUGACACUGUUGUUGAAACCGGAAACAAUGUUGAAUCUGGAUCCUCCUCGAACACGAUCACAGCUUCGGUUGAAUCAAGUCAGUCUAGUUCAACUUCAACAUCAGGAAGCGACACUGUUGUUGGAGGUGGAGACUCCCAGCAAUCUGGCUCAACGACCACGACAACCUCUGAGGAAACCAUUUCAUCGGUGGAUCCCGUCGUAGAAGAGAGUUCCGGCGAGACUAACACUGUUGUUGAAACCGGAAACAAUGUUGAAUCUGGAUCCUCCUCGAACACGAUCACAGCUUCGGUUGAAUCAAGUCAGUCUAGUUCAACUUCAACAUCAGGAAGCGACACUGUUGUUGGAGGUGGAGACUCCCAGCAAUCUGGCUCAACGACCACGACAACCUCUGAGGAAACCAUUUCAUCGGUGGAUCCCGUCGUAGAAGAGAGUUCCGGCGAGACUAACACUGUUGUUGAAACCGGAAACAAUGUUGAAUCUGGAUCCUCCUCGAACACGAUCACAGCUUCGGAUGAAUCGAGACAGUCUAGCUCAACAUCAGGGGAAGACACUGUUGUUGGAGGUGGAGACUCACAGCAAUCCGGCUCAACCACAACAACGACAACCUCUGAAGAAUCUAAUGCAUCGGUGGAUCCCGUCGUAAAAGAGAGCUCCGGCGAGACUAACACAGUUGUUGAAACCGGAAACAAUGUUGAAUCUGGAUCCUCCUCGAACACGAUCACCUCUUCGAAUGAAUCGAGUCAGUCUAGCUCAACAUCAGGGGAAGACACUGUUGUUGGAGGUGGAGACUCCCAGCAAUCUGGCUCAACGACCACGACAACCUCUGAGGAAACCAUUUCAUCGGUGGAUCCCGUCGUAAAAGAGAAUUCCGGCCAGACUAACACUUUUGUUGAAACCGGCAACAAUGUUGAAUCUGGAUCCUCCUCAAACACGAUCACCUCUUCGGAAGAAACGAAUCAGUCUAGUUCAACAUCAACAUCAGGAAACGACACUGUUGUUGGAGGUGGAGACUCACAGCAAUCUAGCUCAAGCACGACGACGACAACCUCUAAAGAAUCUAGUGCAUCGUUGGAUCCCGUCGUAGAAGAGAGUUCCGGCGAGACUAACACUGUUGUUGAAACCGGCAACAUUGUUGAAUCUGGAUCCUCUUCGAACUCGAUCAUAUCUUCAGAUGAAUCAAGUCAGUCUAGUUCAACUUCUACAUCAGGAAACGACACUGUUGUUGGAGGUGAAGACUCGCAGCAAUCUGUCUCAACCACGACAACGACAACCUCUCAGGAAACCAUUUCAUCGGUGAAUCCCGCGGUGGAAGAGAGUUCCGGCCAAACUAACACUGUUGUUGAAACCGGAAACAAUGUUGAUUCUGGAUCCUCCUCGAACACUAUCACAGCUUCGGAUGAAUCGAGUCAGUCUAGCUCAACAUCAGGUGAAGACACUGUUGUUGGAGGUGGAGACUCACAGCAAUCUGUCUCAACCACGACAACGACAACCUCUGAAGAAUCUAGUUCAUCGGUGGAUCCCGUCGUAGCAGAGAGUUCCGGCCAGACUAAUACUGUUGUUGAAACCGGCAACAUUGUUGAAUCUGGUUCCUCUUCGAACACGAUCACAUCUUCAGAUGAAUCAAGUCAGUCUAGUUCAACUUCAACAUCAGGAAGCGACACUGUUGUUGGAGGUGGAGCCUCACAGCAAUCUGGCUCAACGACCACGACAACCUCUGAGGAAACCAUUUCAUCGGUGGAUCCCGUCGUAGAAGAGAGUUCCAGCCAGACUAACACUGUUGUUGAAACCGGCAACAAUGUUGAAUCUGGAUCCCCCUCGAACACGAUCACUUCUUCGGAUGAAUCGAGUCGGUCUAGUUCAACAUCAGGAGGCGACACUGUUGUUGGAGGUGGAGCCUCACAGCAAUCUGGCUCAACGACCACGACAACCUCUGAGGAAACCAUUUCAUCGGUGGAUCCCGUAGAAGAGAGUUCCAGCCAGACUAACACUGUUGUUGAAACCGGUAACAAUGUUGAAUCUGGAUCCCCCUCGAACACGAUCACUUCUUCGGAUGAAUCGAGUCGGUCUAGUUCAACAUCAGGAGGCGACACUGUUGUUGGAGGUGGAGACUCACAGCAAUCUGGGUCAACCACGACCACGACAACCUCUGAAGAAUCUAGUGCAUCGGUGGAUCCCGUCGUAGAAGAGAGUUCCGGCGAGACUAACACUGUUGUUGAAACCGGCAACAAUGUUGAAUCUGGAUCCUCCUCGAACACGAUCACUUCUUCGGAUGAGUCGAGUCGGUCUAGUUCAACAUCAGGAGGCGACACUGUUGUUGGAGGUGGAGACUCACAGCAAUCUGGCUCAACCACGACAACGACAACCUCAGAGGAAACCAUUUCAUCGGUGGAUCCCGUCGUAAAAGAGAAUUCCAGCCAGACUAACACUGUUGUUGAAACCGGCAACAAUGUUGAAUCUGGAUCCCCCUCGAACACGAUCACUUCUUCGGAUGAAUCGAGUCGGUCUAGUUCAACAUCAGGAGGCGACACUGUUGUUGGAGGUGGAGACUCACAGCAAUCUGGCUCAACCACGACAACGACAACCUCAGAGGAAACCAUUUCAUCGGUGGAUCCCGUCGUAGAAGAGAGUUCCAGCCAGACUAACACUGUUGUUGAAACCGGCAACAAUGUUGAAUCUGGAUCCCCCUCGAACACGAUCACUUCUUCGGAUGAAUCGAGUCGGUCUAGUUCAACAUCAGGAGGCGACACUGUUGUUGGAGGUGGAGACUCACAGCAAUCUGGCUCAACCACGACAACGACAACCUCAAAGGAAACCAGUUCAUCGGUGGAUCCUAUCGUAGAAGAGAGUUCCGGCGAGACUGUUGAUGAAACCGGAAACAAUGUUGAAUCUGGAUCCUCCUCCAACACGAUCACAUCUUCGGAUGAAGCAAAUCAGUCUAGCUCAACGACAAAUUCUGGGGCUGAAAAUAAUGCUGGAAACAGCGACUUUCAACAAUCUGGCUCAACCACAAUUACGAAAACAUCUAAAAAAUCAAGCUCAUCAGUUGACCCUAGCACAGUGGUUAAAAACGGCAAAAGCAAGCAGACUGGAACAGCCACUAGAGUUGUUCGAGGUGGCAGCACACACCGAUCUAGCUCUAAGACAGUUUCGACAACAGCUAAACAAAUUCCAACCCAAGGCGGCUCGAGGACGAGAAGAGUAACUUCGAGCUCUUGGUCAAAACGGUCUAGUUCAUCAACUAAGGGUACGAAGCCAUCAAGCAAGAUGGUUGUAAGUGUCAACUCUGGGAGUUCCACUGCAAAUGCUGGCGGCCGAAAGGGCGGCAAGUCCGGAACUCGCACUACCUAUACUUGGUCUAAGCGCUCCAGCUCCUCGGGCAUUCCGGGUGUUAUCGGAAAGGUCAUCAAGAGGGGUCAAGAAAGCAGUUUAUCAUCUGACGUCGAAGAUACCCUUGAAACAGACGAUUCGCAAAUAAAUAAUGGACAGAUCGCACUAAACAAGAAAUCAAAAAGAUAUGCCAGUAGAAGCAUGAAAGUAGGCGGCGCCCGAUACGGAACUGGAGCUUAUCCAUACUGGUGGGGAUCGCAAGGAACAUGGGUGGGAGCCAGUCCGACCUGGGACUAUUACGGAACUGGAUGGGGCAACGACGCUUGGAAUGGUCAAUACCUUAACUAACUUAAUCAAUGAGGGUAACUGUUAAAUGUUUCCGUUUGUACAGCAAUAUAUGCAAAUGUUGACAGUUCUGUAUUUAAAAGUUAGUAAAAAAGUAAAAA